GAAAUGGCGGAUCAAGGGUCCAUGGAUGAGUUCCUAUCGAAAGAAAUAGAUCAAAACAAAGUUUCAGCGUUAGUAGGGUCUCUGGAGUCACAGUUAGCUUCAUCUACAAAUAAAGAAUCUCUCAAGAUUGUUCCUGGGUCUACUUAUAAUAAUAAUCAUAUUGCUGGGAAUGCAUCUGUAGUUAAUGCUCCCAACACAAACACUGCAAGUGUGACUGUCAGGCCACAACAAACU
Molecule: messenger RNA, 234 nt
Organism: Lymnaea stagnalis (great pond snail)
Lineage: Eukaryota; Metazoa; Mollusca; Gastropoda; Lymnaeidae
Source: the annotation of a GenBank genome assembly